GUGUUUCUCCUACUUCCUCUUUCCUCUAUGACUACUUUUGUUCUCCACUUUCUCUAGAUGCUACGGUUUCAGAUUACUGUAUAUUUCAAUUAUAUCAUAUUCAUUGAAUUCAUAUGGGUAUUUCCUUUUUUACUUUUGUUAUCAAAUGACAUGGUAUAUUACUAUGUUACUAUCUCUUGCCUAACGUGCGAAAAUCAUGCAUGCAAAAAACAUACUAGCUACUGCCAGAAGCCAACUUAUCUUUAUAUUAAAUGCCGGGUAAUUGUUUUAUGCCUCUGUGUUCGUGAGAGAGAGAGAGAGAGAGAGAGAGAGAGAGAGAGAGAGAGAGAGAGAGAGAGAGAGAGAGAGAGAGAGAGAGAGAGAGAGAGAGAGAGAGAGAGAGAGAGAGAAAGAGAGAGAGAGAGAUGGGGAACAUUUUUCCAGUCUACAAGUUUAUUCUGCAUGGGGUUAUGAAGCUAGUAGGGAUGAGACCCCAAACAGUGGAAAUCGAGCCAGGAACUAUCAUGAACUUCUGGGUGCCCAAUAAAAUUACAGAAAAGCAGAAAUCCAAGCCCGCCGUGGUAUUCAUCCAUGGGUUUGCAAUGGAUGGUAUCACCACAUGGCAAUUUCAAGUGCUAUCUCUUGUUAAAGACUACGCGGUUUAUGUUCCGGACCUUCUCUUCUUUGGAGGCUCCACUACGGAUAAACCGGAUAGGUCACUGGAGUUUCAAGCGGAGUGUGUGGCAAAGGGUUUGAGGAUACUUGGGGUGGAGAGGUGCACCGUGGUGGGGCUGAGCUAUGGAGGCAUGGUUGGGUUUAAGAUGGCUGAGUUGUACCCUAAUUUGGUUGAGUCUAUGGUGGUGACUUGUUCAGUUAUGGCUUUAACCAGGUCAAUUACUAAUGCAUCUCUUGAUAGACUUGGGUUCAAAUGCUGGUCAGAUUACUUGCUUCCCGACUCAGUCAAAGGUGUGAGAAACCUUUUUGAAAUUGCUGCCUAUAAAUUUCCGCAUCUCCCAGACUGGAUUUACAAACACUAUUUAGAGGUUAUGUUUGAACACAGAAAAGAGAGUGAGGAACUUUUGGAUGCAUUGAUUGUGGAUGACAAGGACUUUACAGCGGCUCAUUACCCACAGCGUGUGCAUCUUUUGUGGGGAGAGAAUGACAAGAUUUUCAACAUGGAAACUGCCAAUAAUCUCAAACUCCAACUUGGAGACAACGCAACUCUACAGUCCAUAGAGAAGACGGGCCACCUUGUUCAAGUGGAAGGACUAUUUGUAUACAACAAGGAACUCAAGAAAUUUCUCUCUUCCCUGUUAGAAGAAAAUGUGCACGAAUAGCAAACAAACUUUGCAAAUUGCAACCACUUAAACUCUAAUAGUUUGAAAUUUAAAUAACUGUUUUGCAAAAGCUAAUCGGUUCAUUUCGUGUUGUAAAUUGUUAUUGAGGCUGAUCAAAAGGCCUAUCGAAGGAAAGGAAAUACAAAUAUUUUGAGCUGAUAUCAGGCAACAGAUUAUUUUUCAUCUCUCGAAUUUUUCUUUAGAGGAUGUGGUUGAUUUUCUUUGUAAUAAAAAUAUUUGAGCCACAACUUGCUGAA
Messenger RNA from Malus domestica (apple), 1573 nucleotides. RefSeq lists its product as uncharacterized. The record is from RefSeq and is a predicted model, not a curated record. Lineage: Eukaryota; Viridiplantae; Streptophyta; Magnoliopsida; Rosales; Rosaceae.